GCAAUUGCUCAUAACCUUGAUAAUUUUUGAUACACGUGUAAUGCGAAGCAUUUAAAUUUGAAUUUUUUUCGUUUAUUACAAGGUGAAACAUCAAUAAUAGUGAAUAAAGUGGCAAAGAUUACUUUACAAUAACAUGAGUCCUCGUAUCCUGCUUCGGACAUUCCAGCGCAUCUCGGGAUUUCGGUUUUCCUCGACGAAACCGGCGUUCACAUCCGACAGGUACCAAGUGAAAAGAGGCCCGUACGCGAGUAUUUCUAAUAAUCACGUGGCAUUCUUUAACGAGCUACUUGGACAGAACAGAGUCAUCGCGGAUGCGGAGGAAUGCGAAGGAUACAACAUAGAUUAUGCGAAAAUCGUCAGAGGGAAGAGCACACUCGUAUUGAAACCGAAAACCACCGACGAAGUGUCUGCUAUAUUAAAGUUUUGCAACGAGAAUCGGUUAGCCGUGUGCCCUCAAAGUGGCAACACGGGUCUUGUAGGCGGUAGCGUGCCAGUCUUCGACGAGAUCGUCAUUUCCAUGAAGUUUAUGAACAAAAUCAUCGAGACGAAUGAAUUGGCAGAAACGAACUUAGCUAUUCUUUCGUCUGACGAAUUCUUUGCAUUAGGGGUGUUGACCUGCGAAGCUGGCUGUGUGCUCGAAGAUCUGGAUAAUCAUUUAGGGACAGUAGGAUUAAUGAUGCCGAUUGAUCUUGGAGCGAAGGGUAGUUGCCUGAUCGGUGGUUGCGUGUCCACAAACGCUGGAGGUUUGAGACUCCUUCGUUACGGUAAUCUUCAUGGAAACAUCUUAGGUCUCGAGGCCGUGAAAGCGAACGGAGAAGUGAUAGACUGUUUAAACACGCUGAAGAAGAACAACACUGGCUACCAUUUGAAACAUCUUUUCAUCGGGUCAGAAGGUACCUUGGGAAUCGUAACGAAAGUCGCAAUUCAAUGUCCACCGCUUCCCAAGGCCAUCAAUGUCGCCUUUUUAGGGUUAAACAGCUUCGACAAAGUGUUGAAAGCGUUUCGUCUGGCGAAAAGGGAAUUAGGAGAGAUUCUGUCUUCGUUUGAGAUGAUGGACAGAGAUUCGAUUGAUAUUUCUUUCACGACUUUCGGCAUGAAAAGUCCAUUAACAUCGAAAACCGACGGUCAUGAUUUUUAUGUAUUGCUGGAGACUUCCGGUAGCAACGUGAACCACGACGAAGAGAAGCUCGGAUCUUUUGUCGAGAAGGCACUCGCUGAUGAUAUUAUCGAAGAUGGUACUCUUACUUCAGAUCCUACCAAAGUCAAACAUAUAUGGGCAUUGAGGGAACGCAUUAGCGAAGGAGUAUUACGGGAGGGCUAUGUGUUUAAGUAUGAUAUUUCCAUACCUAUCUCGUCUUACUACAAAGUGAUCGAGGUAAUUAAAGAACGAUUGCGUGAUCCACGUGUUAUAAGAAUCAGUGGUUACGGACAUCUAGGCGAUGGGAAUAUUCACGUACAGGUUUCAAUACCGUCAUACGAACCUGAAAUAGCAUCGCAGCUAGAACCUUUCAUUUUUGAAUAUGUGUCUAAACUUCGUGGUAGCGUAAGUGCCGAACAUGGAAUAGGAUUCGUAAAGACAAAAUAUCUACACAUGAGCAGAACCUCUUCUGAAAUCAAACUCAUGCACGAACUAAAAAAAAUGAUGGAUCCAAAUGGAAUACUUAAUCCGUACAAAGUAUUAUAUCCAUUAGAAAUUUCCGCAUAAAAAUAGGAUAAAAGAAUAUAUGUAUAAAUAUAGUACAAAUUGAAACAUUUUUGUAUUUAUAUUUAAAUUUAAGAAUAAGUAAUAUACUAUUGAACAAAUGAAAUAAAUAAUAUAUUAAGUGAAAGAAUAUGAAAUUUAUAGUAUUUUUAUUCAUUUAUCUUUUUAUUAUAAUUGUCAUCUUUAUGUACAUUUUAUAUUUGUUAAAUAUUACUUAUUUAUUUUUUUGUACUUUUUGUUAGAAAAAUUAUUAUUUUAUUGGAAAUUAUUUAUUACUUUACUCUUGGAGACAAUGAUUACGUAAUAUUAUUAAAAAGAUUUUAAAUUUUCCGCGUUUGUUAAUUGUGCGGAUAGAAAACGGUGAUAGAAAUACUAUAUCAAUCCAUGGUAAAAAAACAUUCUAUUUUAUCGAGUCUAUGAAUUUUUAUGGUAUUCGUAAAGGUAUAGAGAGGUCGCUACCGUCCAGUCGAUUUAAUUGUCUAUUUUUAGAUCGCAAAUGUCAAAUUUCAUAUAUAUAAUUCAGUAUUUGAUAUAUCUAUUUGUUUUCUAAUGUUUCUUGUAUGAAUCAAUAGCUAUAUUUUUCGACUUCUUACCGUGCUUCUAUGCUAAAAUAAAAAUAAUCUUAGAAUAAAAUUCGUCAUCGAAUCAAACGUAUUUGUUAAAUAGUAUUUUUAGAAUAUAAAUAUUACAUGUACAUCAUUGAUUUCAAAUUUAUCCCUGAUGACUUCACUAAAUGAGAUGUUUUAUCGAUACCGUCGGUUCGGUAUCAUUACAAUUAUUGAAAUAGAAAAGUCUGAAAAAUUCUAUAAAUAAAUACAGUAAUAAUAAAAAAUUACUAGUAAAAAUUACUAUAAACAAAUAUUAGUAAUAUAUGUAUUAAAUAUAUAUUAAAUAUAUAUAUAUAUAUAUUAAUAAAGAAAUUAUCUUUUGCAAUAGUUUUAACAGUAAUAGUUUUAAAUAAUUUUGACGUACGUUCAUUAAAAAAACUAAGAUAUUUUACGAUUCAGCAGCUACGAAGAACAAAAUAUUAAAAUGCGCUUAAAAUGUGCAUAAAAUAACCUUGAAUUAGAUACGUAGAUCGGAAAAUGUAUGAAAAAGACAAUUCAAAACAAUAUGUUUUGAAUUACGUGGAAAUUACUCGAACAAACGAGAAGCUAGGUUAAGAUACAUAUUGAUUGGUCGCUAGUAAAUUCGAGUAGGUAUCUCGAACGGCAGAGAAUUCGACUGCGCAUGUACAGUUCGAAAGAUCUGGAAAAGCGCGCGACAAAUAUAAAUCAAUAGAGCAGAACUGCGCAGUCAGAAAUUAUACUUCGAAGCGAAAGGAUCGUGUAACGUUCCAAGCUACUAUCGAACGACUUUAUAUUUUAAACGAAUGAUUAUUUCUUCCUCUGAGUGAUUUCUAAAAAUAAAGGAUUCUUAAAGAGAGGUAUGUAUUCUAACUUUCUUUCUAAUUUAAUUUAAAAUCUGUUUUUUACUCUAAACAAACUUUAGAUUGCUUUAUCGAGAACUUUCCCUCUUAUCUUUUUCUUUCCUUUCUUGACUCUCAAGCUAUAUUGGAAACUAUUAUGUUUCAUUAUCUAUUUUUACAGAAAAUGCAAGGAAGUAGAUUAUUUUUGUGGAAUUGCGUUAUAUCGACGCAACGUUGA
Molecule: messenger RNA, 3348 nt
Organism: Heterotrigona itama
Lineage: Eukaryota; Metazoa; Arthropoda; Insecta; Hymenoptera; Apidae
Source: the annotation of a GenBank genome assembly